Phytophthora nicotianae INRA-310 is the source of this 1514-nucleotide messenger RNA. RefSeq lists its product as hypothetical. Lineage: Eukaryota; Oomycota; Peronosporomycetes; Peronosporales; Peronosporaceae. The coding region runs from base 67 to 1422 and encodes 451 amino acids. The record is from RefSeq and is a predicted model, not a curated record. The transcript has 2 exons.
AACUAAUCGGAGCCGCAUACAUGUGUGCAGACCUGAGAAAAUAACUUUCUUAGCUUUACGAAGAGAAUGAGCUUCUUGCUCGACGAUAUCGACCCAAGCGUUAUGGAGGCGGCGCUGUCCCUCGUGGACGAGUUCGCAGGCGAUGCGUUAAGCGCUCGAGACCAAUUCACAGCGUCCACCAGGCAGACAUCACAGGAAGACUGCGUUCAAGCCCAGUUGGCGCGGCGCAACCAAGUCAACGAGAGGAAGAAAAUGUUACGUGCUGCGGGCGUCUACGGCAACUCGAACCACGUACGCAAUAACCGCCGCAUUGAAAUCGCCUACCUUAAAGAGCAACUGGAAAAAUUACAGAUCGAUCUGGAGAUCCUCAAGAAGCAGAAGGGCGAGGACAAGACCAGAACGCGAACGAGAGCUGCUAGAGCAACGCCUUCGCCACGACAAGCCUCACCUCCUCAACAACCAACGGCUCCGGCCAUAGUAGCGACGAACACCCCGACCAUGACGACGGUGUGGGAGAACAUAGCGGACAGCCAACGACGACGACGGAAGAAGGCCGAGUGUGAGAACAUUCGCCUAAAGAUGGUCAUCGAGCACCAACAGAAGGUGGCCGACAAUCUGCGCAACUUGAUUCAAAAGCGCGCGAGUCAACUAGGAGCCGAGUGCUCUUUCUUCACAGAUGUGAACUACACGAACCACCAUGUACUGGACUUGCAAGGUGACGUGGGCGAGUUCCAGAGUUUGUUCCGCCACUUGGAUAAUGCGUAUCAAGAGCUGGACGCCGUGUUUGCAGCAAACGGUCUGAACAACAUGGUGGUGACUCGAAGUGAUGUUCAAGUACGAGACUGCGCGGGCGGCAAGUACGUUGAGUUGUUAUUCAACAAGGUGUUACCAUUCAACCUGCAGGACGCGAGACAAGCUACAUGGGAACAUUUCCGCGGAUCCGAGAAGCACAUGGGCAAUGGCAGUGUGUACGAGAAGACAGCAGAGGAUGUCAACGUGCCCUACACGAUUCUCGAAGACUUCACGAAGGAGAUGCACUCUAACAGUGCUCGGGCAGAUGCAAGCAUGAAACAAGUCGUUAGGCGUCAUGUUGAACCCAACCGUGAUGUUAUUAUCGCAGUCGUGAGUGUUAACCCGGCCGAAUUGAAAAACAAAAGGCUUGGCGGAUUAAAAUACCAAGUUCGAAGCUACGCGGUGACCAAGUGGUCUGCUGCAUCGACACCAGAGCGCGAGGUAUCACAACUGCAGUGCUGUUCGCUCAUUUCAUUCGACGAGGAGACAGUGGCGAAACUCGGGUCUGAUGCCAUCCGAGCACUUACCAAUUUCCUAAUCGUCAGCUUAGCCGCAAAGAUGCAAGGGCACCAAGAUUGCAUCGAGAACGCCCUCAUGGAUCAUGCGCUCCUGACACAACAAGUGCCAUAAAUUGCGCAGGGAUAAAAAAAAACUUUUUUGAAGAAAAAAAAGUAUUUUGUAGCGUGUAAAAUAAUAAGUUUUGGUAUACUAUUGUUGAUGUA